Messenger RNA from Glarea lozoyensis ATCC 20868, 1665 nucleotides. RefSeq lists its product as uncharacterized. The transcript is spliced from 4 exons. The record is from RefSeq and is a predicted model, not a curated record. NCBI's taxonomy places the organism in Eukaryota, Fungi, Ascomycota, Leotiomycetes, Helotiales, Helotiaceae. The coding region runs from base 1 to 1665 and encodes 554 amino acids.
AUGUAUCUCUACAUAUCCUUCGAAAUCAGUUCAGGUUUGCAAACGCGCUCAUUCCCAAAUUCUUCUCCUCAUGGCCGAAGUCGGGUUAGUCGCCAGUAUUCUCGGGAUUGCAAGCGUUGGGGGAAAGUUAUCCAAAGGCCUCUGGACGUCGCAAAAGCCUUUGGAAAUGCGGGGAAAGAUGUGAAAGUCGUCGCGAACGAGAUUAGUGCUCUAUGUCGUGUUUUCAACCAGAUUGGCAACACCUUGAAAAAUGGCUCGGAGGCUACCGCAAAUGGCGAACGUUUGGCUGGUGAUUUGUUGGAGAUGUGCGAAGAUUUAUUGAUGGAGAGCCGAGAAUUGCUUGAGGUCUUGCGUCCUCUUGUUGCACUUUCUGAAAGUCAUUACAAGAAAGCUAUCUUGAGGAUCCAAUGGUUAUUCCAAAAGUCAAAAUUUGCAGCUCAUAGCCAGUCUUUGGGAUUGUUGCAAGGUCUUUACUUCGAGAGGAUCUUGAAAACUCGAAAUCAUUUGUUCAGGGACAUAGUCAUGCAUACCUCGAACUUACUGGAAUACUCCAAAACGGCAACCUUCAGCUUCAAAUCUUGUCAAAUCUUGUCAAAUUAUGUCGAAUCAAGCAUCGAUGGCUCUCAAGAAUCUGGGAGACAUGAAGCAGUUCAAAAUUUUAAAGGGAAAAAUAGACUGGGGGAGCCCGGAAACGAAGAUAUCAUUAUAGCUUCAAGCCAAGCGUCAAACUCCAUCAGAUCGAGCUAUGGGAACACAAGUCGAGGGUCUUCAUCAGCAGCUGAACAGCCGAGAACCUACAUCGUGGCACUACGACCUCCUUCCACGAGUGAGCAAGACGAUUUAGACGAUUACGUUACACGAAAUGACUUGCAGUUUACACCUUCAAAGACGAUUCUCGAUUUUCAUAUCGAAAUGGAUUUUAUCCAGAGAGCGACCGUUCGUUUUGCAAAUUAUGCUUUAAAUUCAGAAACGCCUGAGGUUUCAGAAGGCAAGUUACCAUCUAUUUCAUACGUCUCAAGUAGUAGCCAUUCCUAUUUUCCUCAAUCAGCACCGGAGAUCAGAAUCAUGACAAGCCGUUCUUUGGCCAGCAACUCACGACGUACAGAUAACGAGUCGCCUCCGCGUCGAGGUCAGGAGCCUUUUGAACCCCGAAUUGACAGGCGACCCCGCCAGUCAACCCGCCGACCAAGUCGUACUACUAAACACAACCCAGAAGACGUUCUAUAUCUCACCGACUCUCGAGGCUGGGACUUUACCAUCCCGUUUUCUCAUUGUAUAAGCUACGGGAGCCUCCUCCACGAACUAAGAGACAUCUACGCCAACUCACCUCAGUACUUCCAAUUCCUAAAUCAAAAAAAGCUAAUGCCCUUCAAACUCCGUGGUACCGUUUACGGCAUGCAAGACCGGUAUAUCCUACCCGACAGCUAUGAAACCCAUGUCCAUCCCGGCGACCGGGUGACCGUGGAGUUCGAGAGCGAAGGUCUAAAUGGCUCGCCCGAGGAGGUCGAGCUAAAUCUCGGGCGCGUGGUUGGUAAUACGCAGAGGGGGUAUCGGGAGGGGCAGGCGAAAAUCGAGAGCAAGUUUGGGGCGCCGGGGAAGUGGUUUAAUCGGUUUACUAAUGCCGUGUUGGUGGAGGAUGGGGAUCAGAGGGGAUGGUACAGAUGA